AUCCGGCAAUGUUUAUGUUAUUUACUUUGGCAAUAUCGUAUCAGUGAAUCAUUUUGUAAAGAGAUGUAAAUAAUUUGCUCCAAAAAUACCGUUUUGCGUCACGCAUCGAGGUGCAUAGUGUGGUCGCCACUCGACAGAACCGGGUCCCGAUGUCUUUCUGGCUGCAACCGAUGCGGUAUAAACGGCGGAUCGUGUACGUGUUUCUGUUUCUUUCGGCCGCACUAUACAUCCUGUACAGCUGCAUUCCGGAUCCGCCGAUACACAACUGUUUCCAGAUCGUCCCCGGGGACAGCUUUGCCGCCGGGGACAGCUUGGACGAUGUGCAGCAGUCCAUGCCGCAGCCGUCCGACGAUGGGCGUAACAUCUUCUUUCACGAAACAUCCUGCUUGAAGGAGGACGGUAUUGUGCGGCUGAACGCCCGACAAGCGUGUGCAAUCGAGUCGGCUGCCCGGGCCAAUCCGGAGUGGAACGUGUACGUACUGUUUGCGGCUCCGGUUGGCUUCCGGAACCACACGACACAGCCAAUCCUUGACGCACUGCUCGAGUAUCGCAAUGUGCAUCUUCGGUACGUCAACUUGACCACAUACGCGAACGAAACUCCGCUGGAAGAAUGGAUGGCGAGUGGGGAAAUCUUUCGCUCGCUGUACAUGAACUCGCAUCUGUCCGAUGUGAUGCGCUACCUGACCCUGUACAAGUACGGUGGAACGUACCUUGAUCUGGAUGUGAUCGUGCAGCAAUCGUUUGAGAAGCUGGAACCGAACUAUGCCGGUGCCGAGUCGGUGCGAUGGGUUGCGGCCGGCGUAAUGAACUUCGAACCGAAAGGCCACGGUCACGAGCUGGCGGAAAUGUGUGUUCGCGACCUGCUGGCCAACUUCAACGGCAAGGAUUGGGGCAACAAUGGCCCGGGGGUGGUAACGCGCGUGCUGCAAAAGUACUGCCACACUCGGUCGACGGCUCACAUGACCCGGGAACGGUGCCGGCACUUUACCGUCUAUCCGAUCAGUGCAUUUUACGCGAUAGGGUACGAAGAUUAUCGGCAGUUUUUCGAGGAACAGUACCUGGAGCACGCCCUCUACACGCUCAAUCAAUCGAUCGUGGUGCACGUGUGGAACAAGUUUAGCAAGAAUCAUCCGGUGCGGGUGGGUUCACGGGUCGCUUACGGUGUGCUAGCCGAACGGCACUGUCCCAAAGUGUACCGAUCUUGCGGGACCGUUUUCUAACACCAAAGCAAUACCGAAUCGCAUGCAUUGUUCCGUUGUAUUGCUUCACAAUUCCUUACCGAUUUGAUUGUAGUCUUAUCUUGUGUGUUGGUGCUUGGUUUUUUUUUAUAAUUGUCCUAUGUGUUAGACCCUAUUUAACUGCCAGUGCCUACAAAUAGUCGAUAUCGUUUGAAUGAACAAAUUCUCAGCGAUAGAAGGUAGCUAACUCAUUUGACAGUUCAAUUUUAAUUUUUGUUCCAUUUCUUUGCUGACUCGAAUUUACACAGAAAAGUGUGUAAAUUCACAUUUUUUAGGUGCACACACAGGUGCUACUGUACCAUCUCUGAUUUAGCAAUCUCUUCCUGCAUUUCAUUGCAAUCUCCUUUGAUUUAGCAGCUAUUUAAACCGAUAUGUUAGUAAUCUCUGAUACACUCGUAACUUAUUUAUUUGUUGAUGUCAUCACUUGUGUGAACAUAAUUCAAACCAACUCGACACGAUUGACCAAAUGCGUUUAUCAGUAUUAGCCGCAGUUAGGUUUGCAUCUCAUAUAGAACCCAAUUUUAACGGCCAUGGGCCUGUGAAGCCCUAAAUCCUGCGUUAGAGAGGCCGCAACGCGUGUCGUUUAUUUGAGCAGCUGCACAUGCGUUACGCGUUGUGCGAACUAGAAGCAGUGUGGCAAAAUAUUUUGUCCAAUUGUAAGUAUUUGCAAGAGCUCUUGCAUAUUUUUCUCCGCUUCUAAGUACAGUGGUUGUUUAUGUUACGUUCUUGUGUUUAGGUCGUAGGUGUCCGAGAAAGAGGAGCAUUACGAAUAAAUAAAACUGAUGUUAUGGAUGGGUAAUUUGUAA
Anopheles arabiensis is the source of this 2044-nucleotide messenger RNA. RefSeq names its product lactosylceramide 4-alpha-galactosyltransferase-like. The record is from RefSeq and is a predicted model, not a curated record. The coding region runs from base 150 to 1220 and encodes 356 amino acids. Gene Ontology annotation, molecular function: alpha-1,4-N-acetylgalactosaminyltransferase activity. The transcript has 2 exons. NCBI's taxonomy places the organism in Eukaryota, Metazoa, Arthropoda, Insecta, Diptera, Culicidae. Gene Ontology annotation, biological process: glycosphingolipid biosynthetic process.